UCCAAGACCUACUCUCAUACUACUGGUGCUCUUGAUACAAUGAAAAUAUGUAUGUAUACACAUACAAACAAUAAGGGGGCAGUACAGUCGGCCUAAGGCAAGCAUAGCAAAAUGGGACGAUAUAUAUAUAUAUAUAUUGUCAUUGUGUUUGUCGAUCCAUUUGCUCCAGUAGCUGGCUAGCUUGGGCAACUGCGUUGACUGUCCAUAGGCCAGCUUGUGGGUGGAAUAUCAGCGUGUUUGCAACGGAGCAAAGCUGGUAAUAGAUCAGACAGUUUUCCACGGCUUUAUCGAUUCUCUCCAAUGGCAAGUUUUCUGACGACACAGGUUGCAGUGCCCCUAUCAUGGCUGGACGUUCAAUGGUCAAGGCCAAUGCACAAGAAUCCCUCAAGCCGACGAAUCAUCGCAGAAAGCCCGACUAUCUCCACGUGCUUGCCUAUCCAUGUUGCCUACAGAGGAAAGGAACGGUCUUUUGUUCCUUUGGGCAGCGGGGCUAUACGGAGAUCCGGAACCACCAGAUCAUCAAGCGUCGCAGAGAUAAACCUCAGCUCCAAGCGUCUGGGGUGGUGUCCUACAAGGCUCCCAAUCACGUUUGGUCUUUGACAGAUCGCAAGGACUCAUAUCGUGACUGGAACAUCGUCUAUGCUGCCCCAAUUUGCCCUGGUCGUAGCCGGAUCUUUGUGCGUGUGGUCUUUGAAGUGCCGAAAGUCCCCAUGCCUUUGCGACAGAUCUUCCAAGUGGUAUUCUCUCCUUCCUUGCCGCCCUGGGUCACCCACUUGUUGAACCACAACGUCCUUGAAGAUGACAAUGUCUUUUUACACUACCAAGGUGAAACGAUGGCGCCUGAUGGCAAGCAGGAUGCGAAGUGGCAAGAGCGCUUCUACACGCCUACCAGCUCAGAUGCUGCAGUACUCUGCUACCAUCGGUGGCUUCAAGAUGUGGGUGGAGGGGUGCAUUGGGCCCGGGAUCCCUCAACGUCAAUCAAGAGGAAGGGGAGAGAGGAGCUGCUUGAACGUCUUCACUCGCACACGGAUCAUUGUUGGAGCUGCUCAGAGGCAUUGGCCCUGUCACAAAUGCUUCAGAGCUGGGGUCGACCUUUGCUGCUUUUGGCGUCGCUUGAUCCAAUCAGCAAAGUUUACACGUUUUUGAAGGCCGUGACCUUCAGGACACACACACACACACGCAGAUAUACAUAUAUAUUAUAUUAUAUUAAAUUAUAUUAA
Messenger RNA from Durusdinium trenchii, 1220 nucleotides. Lineage: Eukaryota; Dinophyceae; Suessiales; Symbiodiniaceae. The record is from the annotation of a GenBank genome assembly.